Molecule: messenger RNA, 705 nt
Organism: Nerophis lumbriciformis (worm pipefish)
Lineage: Eukaryota; Metazoa; Chordata; Actinopteri; Syngnathiformes; Syngnathidae
Source: RefSeq, a predicted model, not a curated record
AUGAGUAAAAUCUCGAAAUUUUUCAAGGGGAGUUCGAGCUCCAGCUCGUCCUCGGGUGGCAAGUCCAAGCACCGAUCCAAAGGGGGACCUUCUCCCCAGGAGGCCAUCCACAAGCUCCGGGAAACCGAGGACAUGUUGACCAAGAAGCAGGACUACCUGGAGAAAAGGAUAGAACAGGAAGUCCUGCUAGCCAAGAAGCACGGCACGAGAAAUAAGAGAGCUGCCCUGCAGGCCCUUAAAAGAAAGAAGCGCCUGGAGCAGCAGCUGACUCAGAUCGACGGCACGCUUUCCACCAUCGAGUUCCAACGGGAAGCUCUGGAGAACUCUCACACCAACACGGAGGUGGUGAAAAACAUGGGCUACGCCGCUCAGGCCAUGAAGAAAGUCCACGAAAGCAUGGAUCUCAACAAGAUUGACGAGCUGAUGGACGACAUCAACGAGCAGCAAGAUGUAGCCCGCGAGAUCAACGAAGCCAUCUCCAGACCUACCGGCGAAACUUACGACGAGGAUGAGCUGCUGGCUGAGUUGGAGGAGCUGGAGAAGGAAGACAUGGAUGAGAACUUGAGGAGCAUGGGUGGACUACCUUCGGUUCCCAGUGCAAGGCUGCCCUCGGUUCCGUCAGGGCGCGCUUCUCACCGCGCAACGGCCAGAAGAAGGGCUGAGGACGAAGAUGACAUGCGCAUGCUAGCGUCCUGGGGGAUAUAA